Molecule: messenger RNA, 1489 nt
Organism: Vidua macroura (Pin-tailed whydah)
Lineage: Eukaryota; Metazoa; Chordata; Aves; Passeriformes; Viduidae
Gene: GAMT
Product: guanidinoacetate N-methyltransferase
Exons: 6
Coding region: 228-941 (237 amino acids)
Biological process (GO): creatine biosynthetic process
Cellular component (GO): cytoplasm; nucleus
Molecular function (GO): guanidinoacetate N-methyltransferase activity
Source: RefSeq, a predicted model, not a curated record
CUCAGGCCUGGCUGCCCCGGCCCGCCCCGCUCCCGAUAAGAGUUCGCGUUCCCGAUAAGGGCUCCCGGUCCCCGGAGGGGCCCCAGCCGGCCGUGCACACUCAGCACUUUCCAGCGGGGCUAUUUAAAGCCGGCCAAGAGCCCAGUGGCCCUUUCUUUCUUCCUUCCUUCCUUUCUUUCCCUCCCCCGCAGGCUCGGCCCGCGCAGCUGGACUUUCCUCCUGCGGCCAUGAGCUCCGGAGCGGCGGCGGGGCCGAUCUUCGCCGAGGGCGAGGACUGCAGGGCGGCCUGGAGGGAAGCCACGGCGGGCUACGAUGAGCCCGAUGCGCACCUGGAGAUCCUGGGCAAGCCGGUGAUGGAGCGCUGGGAGACCCCCUACAUGCACUCGCUGGCCACCGUGGCCGCGUCCAAGGGCGGCCGCGUGCUCGAGGUGGGCUUUGGGAUGGCCAUCGCCGCCUCCAAGGUGCAGGAGCUCGGCAUCGAGGAGCACUGGAUCAUCGAGUGCAACGAGGGCGUUUUCCGGCGCCUGGAGCAGUGGGCCGAGGCACAGCCACACAAGGUGGUGCCCCUGAAGGGGCUGUGGGAGGACGUGGUGCCAGCGCUGCCGGACGGGCACUUCAGCGGGAUCCUGUACGACACCUACCCGCUGUCGGAGGACACCUGGCACACGCAUCAGUUCAACUUCAUCAAGGGCCACGCCUUCCGCCUGCUGCGGCCCGGAGGGGUCCUCACCUACUGCAACCUGACCUCGUGGGGGGAGCUGCUCAAGACCAGCUACAGCGACAUCGAGAAGAUGUUUGAGGAGACCCAGGUGGGGCCGCUGCUGCAGGCGGGCUUCAGGCGGGAGAACAUCAGCACGAGGGUGAUGGAGCUGCAGCCGCCCCCCGAGUGCCGCUACUACUCCCACCCCAGGAUGAUCACCCCCACCGUCCUCAAACACUGAGGGGCCCGCCCGGGGAGCAGGAGCUGAUGAGGAGGAGAAAAGCUCUGAUCUCCUUUAAAGCCCCUCAGAGAUGGGUGGAGGCUUGGGAUGGAUUCUAGGGGACAAAAGGACAGGAAACCCCCAGCCCCAGGAUCCCCCUGCCCUGGAGGGGUCUUGUGGGCUCUGUGGAAGAUCUCACCCUGCUCUGUCCCCUCAAGACUUCAAAUUCUCAAUUAAGCUGUAAUUUCAGAGCGUGGUUCGGAGCCUUUGGUUCCAGAACCAGCCAUUUCCUCUAAAAACUGCAUCAUUUUGAGAAAUCACAGGGUGGCUUCCCACAAGAGUCAAAUAAGCCAAUCCAGGUGGGAGAAAUGGGGCAAUCUGAGGCAUUUUGGGCAUUUUGAGGCAUUUCAACUUCUCCUGAAGCAACUCCCCAGGGAGGUUUCCCAACAUUUUCGGCCAAAGCCCUCGGCAGCAAAUCCUGACCCCAACACCCCCUCACAGCUCAAUAAAUGAUGUUUCCUCUCUCCCCAGAAGGGAUAAAGUCCAUUAAAAGGAAUGAAAUACCCAAA